GCAGGGUUUAUAAAAGAUGAGAAGGGCUCCUCAAAUGAUGGGUUAAACAGUUUUUUUUCCCCUUUUUUUUUUCCACGGCCCUAUUUGUGGCCUACGGCUUUGCGCGGCACACUCACACUGACAGACGAGCAUGGAGACGCUGCUGUUUCUAUUUCCUCAAUUUAACUACAUGGCCCCAAAGGAGGAAGCAUAUUUCAGAAUGUUUGCUGUACAGGACCUGCAGUCACGAGCGAUGAAGGACGACAGCGGCAGACAGAAAGACAAAGAGAGGAAGAGCCGACUAAGCCUUUUUCUCACCAAGUCGGGCUCCCAUGAAAACGUCAGUCCCCAUAAAAAGACAAACACGACAACGAGCAACAUCUCACCAGAGGCAGCCUUGCAGUGGAGCGACUCCUUUGAAGAGCUGCUGAAGCACACAGAUGGGGUGGAAACCUUCUCUCAGUUCCUCCGGACAGAGUUCAGCGAGGAAAACAUCGAGUUCUGGUUGGCCUGCGAAGAAUACAAGACCAUCGAUUCAGAAACCAAGCUGCUGUCCAAAGCCAAAUAUAUUUAUACUGUUUAUAUUGAAUCGGAGGCUCCUAAAGAGGUCAACAUCGACUACAACACAAAGAUGGCCAUCCAGAAAAACAUGGAGCACCCAAUGCGGGGCUGCUUCGACGCAGCCCAGACGAAAGUCUUCAGCCUGAUGAAAAAGGACUCCUACCCAAGGUUCCUGCACUCUGACAUUUACAUGCGCAUCACUCGGAGGAAGGGCCCCGGAGCCACCAUGUUCCGCAGAAGGUCACGCUCCUGCGUGUUUAACGAGCGCGGGGAAGCCAAAACCGAGCCCUCGGCUUGGUAAUCGCAAAUGCUGCGCAGCUGCGUGGAAUGGAUUCGCCAUCAUCAUCCGGGGGACCGUCUCUGAUUUGCAACACAACUGUUGAGACACGAUGCGGUGUCUUAAUUUAGGCCCCACAGGUUCUGAUAUGUAGAGUGCAAUAUUUUUGUGUAACCACAGAUUUCCCGAUGGAUGACUUCUCAGACACAGCACCACAGUGAAUUGACAUUAAUAGUAAUUUAAAUGUACAAUUUGGGAAACAUUUCCUUCCAUUAGUUUUUGUAAGAUUUCUAUCCUCGUUUCAGCUUGGUAAAUUUUAUCCCGUGGUUCUCUCAUUUUACCUUAGGAACUGCUAGAAGGGAAGGACAGAAACUAUUUCUAUUUUCAUUUACCUAGCUCUAUUUUCCUGACGGUUUAUGUUUCAUUUUUUAUUUGCCUCAGAAGUUAGAGCCUGGAUCUGUAUUAAUAAUCAUCUCUGAACCUUAUUGGGUUCCAGUCGGUUUAUAAAAACCACUAUGGUUUGCUUCUGUUGUGCUACAUGGCCAUGCUAAUAGCUAUUAGCCUCCCAGGCUAAUAAUGAUGAUAUUCCUCUGAUGUUUAUCCGUCCAAACACCGUAGCAACCAGAGCUUGUACAUUGCUCUGGUUUUAUUAAUUAGAAUUAAUUUAUUAACUUUAUGAAACAAACGUUAGCAUAGCAUGGCUGCCAUAUUGAAUUUUCAGGCCAGAUUGUGUGAGAAACGUCUGACCUUUCAUGAUGGAAUUCCAACUUUAUGAAGGAAGUCAUUAGUUGGAGAUUGUGACUUGUGCAAUUUCAGCCAAAUGAUUAAUUGAAGUAAUGGGCUUUUUUGAAACUUGCCAUGCUUUUGGAUGUUUGCUACCCAUUUGUUUCCUAGCAACUUAAAGCCAGCACAGACAGCUGUAUUUUUAAUUUUUUUUUUUUUUUUUUGCUUUCCCACGGUGUUUUCCGCUAAGCUAGGGGUAACUUCGUGCAGACACGAGCGUGUUAGCAAUGCUGUUGUUUCACACUUGCCUUGAAAACGAAAGGGCAAUAUUACCAGAAAUGUGGACGCAUGUAUUCUGAUUAUUCACUUGGCAACCAACAGCCCGAAUCCAUCCUGGGAGGUUAUUUAGCAGCGGUAACAUUUUUCUGCUCCAUCGGCUAAAACAGGGGUGGGCACUCCCGGUCCUCGAGGGCCGGUGUCCUGCAACUCUUAGAUGUCUCCCUGGUCCAACAC
Xiphophorus maculatus (southern platyfish) is the source of this 2053-nucleotide messenger RNA. RefSeq names its product regulator of G-protein signaling 8-like (gene rgs18). The record is from RefSeq and is a predicted model, not a curated record. Bases 131 to 841 code for a protein of 236 amino acids. The transcript has 5 exons. Lineage: Eukaryota; Metazoa; Chordata; Actinopteri; Cyprinodontiformes; Poeciliidae.